CCCGUCCUUGUCCCCGACCUUGAAUAUCCUUCUUCCUCCACUCUGCUCUGCUUUCUCCGCCAAAACACACACAAGAAUGAGUUCUCGAGCUGUUCGUCGCGCGCUGCAGCUGCAGCAGAUGCAGCAGCAGAAGCAGCAUGAAUCACGGGACUCGUCGCCCGAGGCGCCUGCGAGGCCGGAGAAGAUAUCUCCGUUCGCGGCGCUCGCGGCAGAUGGCGAUGACGAUGGCGAUGACGAGGACGAGGACGUGCAGGAGGAGGAGGAGGAGGAGGAGAUUAUAAGGCCUAAGCCCAGUCUUUUUGCUUUGCUUGGUGAAGACGACGACGACAAUUCCGACGAUCAGGACAAGAGUGAGCCGGAAGAGGAGCCGGUGCAGGAAGUGGUCAAGCCAGCUCAACCGUCAUCCAGCAAGAAAAAAUCCAAGAAGUCCAAAAAGAAGAAAGCUGCUUCUUCCACAAAACAAGAACCGCCAGCUCAAGAUCUCGAUGAAAUCGACAGAGCUCUAGCCGAACUCAACCUCAAAUCCGCUCACCACAAAUCCUCACCGGCAACCUCCGACUCCAUCACCACUUCUAUCCAACAGCAACAAGACGGCCAAGCCGCCGCGCGCCUUCUCUCCGUCAACACCAAAAACCUCGAUCCCAGCCGCGAGAUGCGCAAAGCUUUCGGCCGCCGCGUGCUCCAAGACGAAGCUCGCGAGGCCCGUCGCGCGGCCGGUCGCCGCGGCCCGGUCGCAGGAAGACAGGCAUUUGCGCGAAAGUACGUGCUCGUGCAGCCGGGCGAAGAUUGGCCGCCUUUGGCCCUUGCCUCUGGGAUCUCGAUGGAGGUCAUCGGGACUGAAGCAGAUAUCACAAAGGUCAAGUUUACGCAUUCGCGCGACUACAUGCGUGUCCAGGCUCAGUUCUACACUUGUAUCCAGAUCGGAGAUCCUGAGAUGCUCGUCCACUUGCUCCAGAAUAAUGUCUACCAUGUAUCAACCCUCCUACAAGUCGCCGAAAUCCUAACUCACCACGGCGAGCACACCAAAGCUGCAAAGACAGUCGAGCACGCCCUGUUCGCCUACGACAAGGCCUUCCACUCGCUCUUCAACAUCUCCUCCGGCCGCGUCCGUCUUCCAUUCAAAUACUACGAAAACCGCGGCUUCUAUCUCGCUGUCUACCGCCACGUCCUAAACCUCGGCCGGAGGGGAACUUGGGGCACUGCCUUUGAGUUUUUGAAGUUAUUGCUCGCCGUCUCGGCGGAAGAGGAUGCAUACUGCGUGCUUCUGAUGAUUGACGUCUACGCGAUCCACGCCGCGGCAGAGCAGUUCCUCAUCGACCUCAGCUCCGCCGCUCUAUUCGCAGACCGCAUCAAGUACUAUCCAAACAUCGCCUUCUCCCUCGCUCUCGCAUACUUCCACAAAGGCGACCAGGAAGCAGCUGAGAACGCCCUCGCCACCGCCGCCUCUACUUUCCCUUGGACUCUCUCCGCCCUCGCUUUUGCUCUCGGCCUCGAUGUUCCCCCGCAACUCAUGAAAUUCAACGAGAAACCCUCAGCCUACCAGGAGCUAAUGACGCAGCUCUACAUCGAGCGCGCUCUCCCCAUCUGGUCCUCCCCCGCCACCAAGACUUUUCUCGAGACCGCGAUCGAGCGCGUCAAGUCCGUGACUCCGUCCCCCCCCGCGUACGCGCUGGAUCCCAAGACCCCAAUCACCCGCGACAUUGCGCGCCACGUGCUCCUCUCCGAGAUCAAAUCGGUUCUCGAACUGCUUCCCCGGGACCUCGUCGCCGGCGAAGAAAUCUGGACAGACGACAUCCUCCCUCCCGACGACAACAUCUCGCCCUACGCCACUAACCCUUUCGAAGCGCUCCGCACCACGGGCACCGUGACUGCCAACCGGGGCGAGGGCGAGGACGACGACGACGCGCUCGACGGACAGGAUAUCGCGACUGGACUAUGGCACAGUCUUUUGCAAUGGCGCCAGGGCCGCCGAAACGAGCAGGCCGAUAACGAAGACGACGAUAAUGAGGAGGAUGAUUUCGACGCCGCGCAGGCAGAGAUCGAAUGGGCGCUCGCUCAUCAGCACGAACAAGGCGGUCCUACGGCGCGCGAGCUCACAGAGGAGGAAGUGGCUAAUUUAGAAAACGAAGAGGAAGGACAGCCUGGUCAGGCACGGCAGUCGUAUUUUGGUUCGUUGUUUCAGAGGUUUGCAGGGAUCUUGCGCACGGAUUCGGUGUCGCCUGCUGAUGAGGAGGCGGAGCAGUUUAGCGAUGAUACUGAUACUGAUGAGGAGUGAUGUGGUAUCUAGCAUCAGAAUGGUUUUGUAAAUAUGGUGACUU
Myxozyma melibiosi is the source of this 2318-nucleotide messenger RNA. RefSeq names its product transcriptional repressor TCF25-domain-containing protein. The record is from RefSeq and is a predicted model, not a curated record. Gene Ontology annotation, biological process: rescue of stalled cytosolic ribosome; ribosome-associated ubiquitin-dependent protein catabolic process. The coding region runs from base 77 to 2275 and encodes 732 amino acids. Lineage: Eukaryota; Fungi; Ascomycota; Lipomycetes; Lipomycetales; Lipomycetaceae. Gene Ontology annotation, cellular component: RQC complex. The transcript has 2 exons.